GGCAACCGCCUCUUGCCGGAAGUGACGCGCCGGAAGCGGCAGCGGCGCCAUGAAGCUGCUCACCCACAACCUGCUGAGCUCCCACGUGCCGGGGCUACGGCCCGGGGGCGGAUUCCCCCUGCGGAUCGAGGCCGCCGAGGUUCGGGUCCGCCCGGUGCCGUUCAACGCCGCCUUCGUGUCCCGGUUGGUGCCGCGGCUGCGCUGGGACGCGCUGCGGGAGGCGGCGGAGAGCGUCCCCCCCGAACCCACCCCCGGCUACGAGGCCGACGAGGAAUUCCUGCGCCGCCUCCACCACGUCCUGCUCGAGGUGGAGGUGCUGGAGGGGUCCCUGCAGUGCCCGGACUCGGGGCGGCGCUUCCCCAUCUCCAGGGGGGUCCCAAAUCUGCUGCUGAGCGAGGACGAGGCCUGAAACCCCCCAAAAAUCCCCCCAAAAUGGGGCCGAGCCCCUCCCCCCGAGGAGGGAGCAAAAAAACCCCGAAUUCCCACGGUUUUACCCCAAAAACGGCGCCUGAAUUUCACCCUAAAUGCGCGUUGAGGGGCGUGGUUUGACA
Molecule: messenger RNA, 551 nt
Organism: Haemorhous mexicanus (house finch)
Lineage: Eukaryota; Metazoa; Chordata; Aves; Passeriformes; Fringillidae
Gene: TRMT112
Product: tRNA methyltransferase activator subunit 11-2
Exons: 4
Coding region: 50-409 (119 amino acids)
Biological process (GO): peptidyl-glutamine methylation; rRNA (guanine-N7)-methylation; tRNA methylation
Molecular function (GO): protein heterodimerization activity
Source: RefSeq, a predicted model, not a curated record